Messenger RNA from Ilex paraguariensis (yerba mate), 1732 nucleotides. The record is from the annotation of a GenBank genome assembly. NCBI's taxonomy places the organism in Eukaryota, Viridiplantae, Streptophyta, Magnoliopsida, Aquifoliales, Aquifoliaceae.
AAUCGGAUUCGCACUGUCCACACUAGACAGUCCAAUGUUCAGACUCGAGACGAUAACCACAAAAUAAUACAGUUUAGCCACACAGAGAGAGAGCGAGAGAGAGAGAGAGACUUUACAAACAAUAGCAUCCCCUCUCGGUCAUUCUACGUCACGCUCUGUCUUUCUCUAACAUCUUCCCCAUGGCUUCCGAAACCACCGUUAUCGCAUGGGGUUCAGGAGAAGAUGGCCAGCUAGGAAUUGGAAACAACGAAGAGAAAGAAUGGGUUUGUGCUAUCAAAGCUCUCGAGUCCCAAAAGGUCUGCUCUGUAGUUGGGGGUAGUCGAAACUCUCUCGCCAUUUGCGAAGACGGCAAGUUGUUUACGUGGGGUUGGAAUCAAAGAGGAACUCUGGGUCAUCCAUCUGAGACCAAGACGGAGAACGUUCCUAGUCAAGUUAAAUCUCUUGCUAAUGUCAAAAUUGUUCAGGCUGCUAUUGGUGGGUGGCAUUGUUUGGCUGUCGAUGAUCAAGGCCGAGCUUAUGCUUGGGGUGGAAAUGAGUAUGGGCAGUGCAGUGAAGAGCCCGAGCGGAAAGAUGACACCAGUAGGCCUUUGAGGAGGGAUAUUGUGAUUCCGCAGCGAUGCACACCAAAGCUUUCUGUUCGCCAGGUAGCUGCUGGAGGUACACACUCGGUGGUGCUUACACAUGAAGGACAUGUGUGGACAUGGGGUCAACCAUGGCCUCCUGGAGACAUAAAGCAAAUUUCCACUCCUGUGCACGUACAAGGUCUUGAGAAAGUGAGGACAAUUGCAGUUGGAGCUUUUCAUAAUUUGGCUCUCCUAGAGGAUGGUAUUUUAAUGGCAUGGGGUAAUAAUGAAUAUGGACAACUUGGGACAGGUGAUACCCAGCCAAGAUCGCAACCUAUUCCUGUCCAAGGGCUGUCAGAUUGUACUUUGGUUGACAUUGCUGCUGGAGGUUGGCAUUCUACUGCAUUGACGGAUGAAGGAGAGGUAUAUGGUUGGGGUAGAGGGGAACAUGGGAGGCUUGGAUUUGGAGAUGACAAGAGCAGUAAAAUGUUGCCCCAGAGAGUUCAACUUUUAGUUGGGGAGGACAUUGUUCAGGUGUCAUGUGGGGGCACACACUCAGUUGCAUUAACACGGGAUGGUCGCAUGUUUUCUUUCGGGCGAGGUGACCAUGGCCGUCUAGGAUAUGGAAGAAAGGUGACAACUGGUCAUCCAUCAGAGGUGCCCAUAAACCUCCCCCCCAUUGGCGGUGAAGCUGAAGGACGCUGGUGUGCGAAACUUGUUGCCUGUGGUGGCCGACACACCCUUGCUAUAGUAGAAUGGAGUACUGGUGAAUCUGAGCCAUAGCCAUGAAGUGGCAGUUCCAAAACUUCUGGUUUGAUCUAGAGUUCUGUCUAGCUGGACCAUAUAAGAUUUACUCAUAAUGUAAAACGUUAAGCAAUAUCGGAUAUAUGAACACCUGUAUAGGAACUCGUUCAGAGUUGGCAUCAAACAUGGCACAGUCAAGAACCCCUCCAUAAUCUGAGGAUGGGGCGUACGAGAAAUAAUUUUUGUUAUGUUUCAUGUGUUCCAUAUUCCAGUAAGUUUGGACGACAUGAUCCUUAUUUUGUGAUGCAUUAUGCAGCUGUCGAUGAUUAUUGGGCUUCCUGCAUAGUGGGAUGGCAUAACUGUCUAUCAGAGUGGUACGUAUAAUACAUGUAAAGAACUUGAACCUUAUAACAUUAUGAAAGUAC